AUGGAACUGUUUGGGGAUUGUGGUAGGAGGGACACCGCUCGCGUCGUGUCUCUGCUGCUCCUGCUAUUCUCGCUGGCGUCGUGGAUUCUGGAGCUGUCGAUCGAUGUGUUUCCCGUGUCGAACCCAGCAUACAGUCAAACCCUGCCGCCUCCGAUUUUCAAGUGGUCUGCAAGCAAUUCUACCCAGACCUCCUGGCACGUUUUGAGCCUAACCGAACUCCCAGAGUACGAAGAGGACUGGUGGAACCUACCCAAUGUCUUUGCGACGAAAGGCAAGUCGAGGUACUACGUGGAAGAAUACAAGAACUACGUGUGGAGCGAGCCACAGGACAGGUACAUCGACGGCGACAUCACUGUCGCCAGUUGGCCGCCGAAUGGCAAGCAGCAUAGCAAUUGGUCGCCGGAUGACAAGCCGGAUCUGGUCUACGGGAAGAGCGACACUGUGAUGGUAGAAGGCAUCACAUGCUCUUCGGGAGGCAAGGGGGCAAACCUCACCAACGAUUUCGUUCCAGUUACCCUCAAGAACGCAACCGACGACAUCGAAGAAUGGGGCACCGUUCUGGAGUGUGACCAAGGGCCUGCGCGUAUUGACGUCAUUGGCAAGAGCAAGCCGUCGAUCAUCUCACCGAGGGCGACACGGGAGACACACACGUAA
This is a messenger RNA of Ectocarpus siliculosus, 654 nucleotides long. Lineage: Eukaryota; Phaeophyceae; Ectocarpales; Ectocarpaceae. The record is from the annotation of a GenBank genome assembly.